CUAAUAGAAAUAAGCAUGCUAAUCAACACUUAAGUAAUAAUUUAAUAAUUAACAAUCAUAUCAUGUUGUUUACAAAAUUUGGUCUAAAAAUUUGAUCUAUCUAAUAUUACCCAUUUAAAAAACUAAGAAUUUUUAUGAAUUGAAAGUGAUCUUAUAGUGUAUUUUAGACUUUAGCAAAUCAAGUAUCUCCCUAAAAUUUUGAAUGAUUUCACAUGAACUCCCUGAAAAUGGAAAGUCACAAGUCAUAAAAUCGUUGCAAAAAAAAAAAAAAAAAAUCAUAAAUCCUACGGUGGAGUAAACAGCCAAGUCAAUAUUCCUUCCAACAAAUCGUGCGGUCCAAAUUCGAGACGGUAGCCAAAUCAACCUCGUAUUUCGCUAUCGGAUCAGUCUGACCACGACUCCAAUAAAUCCAACUGCCACCACGCUUCCAAAUCAAUCCAACGGACACCCAAUCAUCUACGUCACCGAUCCUCAUGCAACCCAUCCACCAAUCAGAACCAACUACCGGUCACUAUUUAAACCAACCGCGCUCUCCUCCCCUCCACCAGAAUACCUGAAUUCACUCCCUCUCCCCGCAAAAAUCCGUUCCAACUUCCCUUCAUCGCAUCCUUUCCGAUUCAACAAAAAACCACCCUGAAAUGGCGCCAACGAAGGCCGAGAAGAAGCCGGUGGCGGAGAAGGCACCGGCUGGGGAGAAGAUGCCGACGAAGGCGGAGAAGAAGAUCCCGAAGGAAGGCGGCUUGGAGAUGAAGAAGAAGAAGAAGGUGAAGAAAUCGACGGAGACGUACAAGAUAUACAUCUUCAAGGUGCUGAAGCAGGUCCACCCGGACAUCGGGAUCUCCAGCAAGGCCAUGGGGAUCAUGAACAGCUUCAUCAACGACAUUUUCGAGAAGCUCGCUCAGGAGGCGUCACGUUUGGCCAGGUAUAAUAAAAAGCCAACGAUCACGUCGAGGGAGAUCCAGACCGCCGUCAGGUUGGUGUUGCCCGGCGAGCUUGCCAAACACGCCGUGUCUGAGGGCACCAAGGCCGUUACUAAAUUUACUAGUUGUUGAUUUUCUUUUUAAUUUUUGUAAUAGGCUCUGUUUGAGAACGUCUUUUUUUGUGUUAAUAUUAUUUUUGACGUGAAUAAUAUAAUGCAUGCAGUUGUUUUUAUGUAA
Messenger RNA from Pyrus x bretschneideri (Chinese white pear), 1157 nucleotides. Its product is annotated as histone H2B.9-like. Gene Ontology annotation, biological process: nucleosome assembly. The record is from RefSeq and is a predicted model, not a curated record. Gene Ontology annotation, cellular component: nucleosome. The coding region runs from base 639 to 1052 and encodes 137 amino acids. The transcript has a single exon. Gene Ontology annotation, molecular function: structural constituent of chromatin; DNA binding; protein heterodimerization activity. Lineage: Eukaryota; Viridiplantae; Streptophyta; Magnoliopsida; Rosales; Rosaceae.